Carlito syrichta (Philippine tarsier) is the source of this 2002-nucleotide messenger RNA. It is a transcript of the gene DIS3L2, whose product is annotated as DIS3 like 3'-5' exoribonuclease 2. Gene Ontology annotation, biological process: miRNA catabolic process; mRNA catabolic process. NCBI's taxonomy places the organism in Eukaryota, Metazoa, Chordata, Mammalia, Primates, Tarsiidae. The record is from RefSeq and is a predicted model, not a curated record. The transcript is spliced from 13 exons. Gene Ontology annotation, molecular function: RNA binding; 3'-5'-RNA exonuclease activity. Gene Ontology annotation, cellular component: P-body; exosome (RNase complex). Bases 1 to 1635 code for a protein of 544 amino acids.
AUGGCCACCAUCAUCAGUGUUGAAGAAUCAGGAGACAGGGAGAUUGUGGCAGUAAAAGACUGUAUCUUCACCAUUGACCCAUCAACUGCCCGAGACCUUGAUGAUGCCCUCUCCUGCAAGCCACUUGCUGAUGGCAACUUUGAAGUGGGAGUUCACAUCGCUGAUGUGAGUUACUUUGUUCCUGAGGGAUCUGAUCUGGAUAAAGUGGCUGCUGAGAGGGCCACAAGUGUCUACUUGGUUCAGAAGGUGAUCCCCAUGCUUCCCAGGCUGCUGUGUGAGGAGCUGUGUAGUCUCAAUCCCAUGACUGACAAGCUGACCUUCUCUGUGAUCUGGACACUGACCCCAGAGGGCAAGAUCCUCACUGAGUGGUUUGGACGGACCAUCAUCUGUUCCUGCACCAAACUGAGCUACGAGCAUGCACAGAACAUGAUUGAAAGCCCAACUGAGAAAAUCCCUGAGAAGGAGCUCCCCCCUAUUUCACCAGAGCACAGCAGCAAGGAGGUACACCAGGCUGUCUUGAAUCUCCAUGGAAUUGCCAAGCAGUUACGUCAACAGCGCUUUGCAGAUGGCGCACUUCGUUUGGAUCAGCUAAAGCUUGCUUUUACUCUGGACCAUAAGACUGGAUUGCCUCAAGGAUGUCACAUCUAUGAGUACCGUGACAGCAACAAACUCGUGGAGGAGUUCAUGCUCUUGGCCAACAUGGCGGUGGCCCACAAGAUCUAUCGCGCCUUCCCUGAGCAUGCCCUGCUGCGCCGGCACCCCCCACCCCAGACAAAGAUGCUCAAUGACCUGAUGGAAUUCUGCAACCAGAUGGGGCUCUCCAUGGACUUCAGCUCUGCAGGAGCCCUCAAUAAAAGUCUGACCAAAACAUUUGGAAAUGACAAGUACUCACUGGCCCGGAAGGAGGUGCUCACCAACAUGUGCUCCCGGCCCAUGCAGAUGGCGCUGUACUUCUGCUCGGGGUUGCUGCAGGACCCAGCACAGUUCCGGCACUACGCGCUCAACGUGCCCUUGUACACGCACUUCACCUCUCCCAUCCGCCGCUUCGCCGAUGUCCUGGUGCACCGCCUCUUGGCAGCCGCGCUAGGCUACAGGGAGAUGCCAGAUGUGGAGCCUGAUACCCUGCAGAAGCAAGCUGACCACUGCAACGACCGCCGCAUGGCAUCCAAGCGCGUGCAGGAGCUCAGCACAGGCCUUUUCUUUGCUGUCCUAGUCAAAGAGAGUGGCCCCCUGGAGUCAGAAGCCAUGGUGAUGGGUGUCCUAAACCAAGCCUUUGACGUGCUGGUGCUGCGCUAUGGGGUGCAGAAGCGCAUCUACUGUAACGCACUGGCCCUGCGGUCCCAUCACUUCCAGAAGGUGGGCAAGAAGCCGGAGCUCACGCUGGUGUGGGAACCUGAGGACACCGAGCAGGAGCCGGCCCGUCAGGUCAUCACCAUCUUCAGCCUGGUGGAGGUGAUCCUGCGGGCCGAGGCGUCGGCCCUUAAGUACAGCGCUGUCCUGAAGCGGCCUGGCACCGAAGGACUCCUGGGCCAGGAGGAAGAGGAGAAGGAGGAGGUGGAGGAAGAGGAGAAAGAGGAUGCAGAGGAGGAGGAGGAGGAGGAGGAGGAAGAGGCCCACGAUGAGCCUAAGGACUGAGGCACUGGCCUCACCACCUGAGCCCAGCCCAUCCCACCUGCCCCACCCCCACUGGCUUUUAGGAAUAGGACCUGUUGACACCAAAGGGGCUUUUUAAUUUGGUUUUUAACAACUCAGGGGUUUGCUUUUCUUUUUAUUUUUACAUUUUAUUUUAUUUUAUCAGCUCAAUUUUUAAUGAACUCCAGGGCAGAGGGUGGGGCUGGACAGAAGACUGAGGCCUGGGCAGCACUGACUCUUCAGUCACAGCAGGCUUCGGUCGCCCUGGGUGACUGACCCCUUUCUGCCCAGUCCCCACUGCCUUCCCCUACCCAGAAAAGUGGGGGUUUCAGCAAAUCACUGUCAUGGAAUAAAAUCAAGUGUGAAGUGC